This is a messenger RNA of Humulus lupulus (European hop), 870 nucleotides long. RefSeq lists its product as uncharacterized. The record is from RefSeq and is a predicted model, not a curated record. The transcript has a single exon. The coding region runs from base 1 to 870 and encodes 289 amino acids. NCBI's taxonomy places the organism in Eukaryota, Viridiplantae, Streptophyta, Magnoliopsida, Rosales, Cannabaceae.
AUGCAUUCAGGUUUUACCCUUGUUAAUUUCAGGGAUGAAGCUACACGGGAUCUGAUUUUGGAAAUGGGAGUUAUACAUUUUGAUAAAAAACCGGUGGUUCUUCGUCCUUGGACACCGGAUAUGGACUCUAUGAGAAUGGUCAAGUCGGUACCGGUUUGGAUUAGGCUGAAUGGUUUGGGUUUACAAUACUGGGGAACCAAUUGUCUCAGUGCUAUGGUGAGCAUAAUCGGGAGGCCGGUUAUGGUGGAUAAAGUGACGCAAAGUAGAUCGAUGGUGAAAUAUGCGAGGAUAUUGGUGGAUAUGGAGAUUACUGAUCAUCCUCCGAAAACUAUUUCUUUUAUUAAUGAAAGGGAUCAAAUAACUGAACAAUUGGUGGAGUAUGAAUGGCUUCCCUCUAAGUGUGCUGCAUGCUCGAAUUUAGGACAUGUUAUGGCUAAUUGUAACAAGAAUACUGGUUUGAGUUGGAGGAAGAAACCUACUACUGAGAAAGGUGCUAGUACAGACAAGAACAUAAUCAAUGCAGAGGAGGAGAUUCAACAACCCUCUGAGCAUGUUAGUCCUGAUCCCAGAGCGUGUAAUGCUUCUAAUAUUGGAAAGGAAGAGAGGGCCAGUAGUUCUCUAGAGCAAAAUGUUUCAAAGGGUAGUAGUGAUGUUCAGGAUAACUCAAUAGUUACUCAGCAAGCUGGAAAAGGGAAUUCUGAGGUUGCAGGAAGCUGGAUUACUCCCAAAAGGAGAGGUGCUAGACAAGGGGUGGCAAAUGCUCACAAGUCUGAUUUAGCUCAAGGCAAGGCUAUUUCGGGCAAUGGAUAUGCUGUGCUACAAGAUUCAGGGAUUGGUCAUUUGGUUACUAAUUCUAUCCCAAUUAAGUGA